This is a messenger RNA of Alligator sinensis (Chinese alligator), 540 nucleotides long. Its product is annotated as zinc transporter ZIP4-like. NCBI's taxonomy places the organism in Eukaryota, Metazoa, Chordata, Crocodylia, Alligatoridae. The transcript is spliced from 3 exons. The record is from RefSeq and is a predicted model, not a curated record. Bases 1 to 540 code for a protein of 179 amino acids.
AUGGAACAAGCGCCACGUCAGCGCCACGCCAGCCCGGCGGUCGCCACGCUGGAGUCCAUGGAAUUGGCCCCAAAAAGGAGAAGCUGUGCGAGGAAGUGCCUCUCCGCACCGAAUGUCUUUGCGCUCGUGGGCAAGAAGGCCACGGACGACGCCAACCUGACGGCUUCGGAGCUCCCAUGGCUGGGUACCAGCAUACUGCUGUACCUGAUGGACCCUGCCGCGACCUGCGCAGCCCUGCGGGACGGCCGCUGGACAGGCCAGGUCAGGGCCUUCUUCAGCGCCUUCUCCAGUGGGAACCCCACCGCAGGGCCGGUGCCUGAGAAGGUGGCGGAGCUGCUGCGGGGCGUGCAGAGGAAUUACAGACCCGAAGACACGCAUGAGCCGUGUGUGGACGCAUCCCGCAUCCUGGAAGAGAGCGCCAAGCUUUCGGCCCAGGUGGUGCGCAACAUGGCAGGGCGGGUGCUGGCCGUGGCCGUCCUUCCUGGACUACAUCUUCCAGCGCUACGGCAAUGGGUCGGGGAACCUAACAUUGGAGGGUGA